GUAGCUGGGCCGUAUGAUCUGCAUGUUAACUGUUCAGUUGGAGCCCUCCAGAAGCCCAACCGUCCCCACCUUCACGUUAAGGCCAUCGCUGCGGCAACGUCAGCGGGGGGCGCAUUAUGUGAAGCCUAGGCUUCAGCACCUACAAAGCUCCAACUCUGACCAACGGUUAAGUACUAAAACAUUCUCUGCCUUUACCUACGUUUACAACGCUAGAUUUUCGCACCCACACACAUGGGCUUCACAAUAAACCUAACCUGGAAGGGCAGCAGCAUAGUGGUCUACCUCAGGGAUGAGGACCCGGAGUUGGGUGAACUUGGUCGCGCGAUUGAAACGCAAGCAGGAGCUUCCUACGAGACAAUUAAGCUUCUUCUCUCGGGCAAGAAGGGGUUCAUUGCACCGGCACAAAAGCCUGAGCAGCGCGCCUCAGAAGCAGGCCUGGUCAGCGGCUGCAAGGCCCUGCUGAUGGCAAGCUCUGCUGAGGAUGUAACGCAAGUGCGCGCAGCUCGUGACCUAACGGGACUUCGCGGCUUUGAUGACGAGCUCAAGCGCGCUGCUAGGAGGCGCCGUACAGCUGCCAGCUCCGCGAUCCUGCAGCCUCCUAAAGCGGAGUUUACCUUUGGUGCGUACGAGACCUGGCAACGACCGGGACUGCGCCCGCCACAUGGUGACGCACUCAAGCUGCUGUACAGGUUGGCGAACGACCCGGGCAUCCUAGGGAUCAUGGCCGCCCACCGCUACCAUGUGCGGCUGCUUAGUGAGAUGCCUCCAGAAGGCAAGGUGGGAGUCUCGCCGGUGUGCAUCCUGGGCGUUAACGUUAACGCGGGCCAGGAGAUCAGCUUGCGUCUGCGUACGGAUGACCUCAAGGGCUUUCGCAAGUUCGAGCGCAUCCGGGAGACGCUGAUUCACGAACUGGCGCACAUGGAGUACGGCGAACAUGACAACGACUUUAAACAACUUAACUCCCAGCUAACGCGCGAGUGCGCUGCCAUCCACUCCAGGCACUCCGCAAGUCGCUCGCUGCUCCGCGACUUGGGCCUGACCGCCGAUGAUGACGAGGGCCUGCCGUCGCGUGUCAGCGAGCUUGACGCGGUACUGCUUGAAGACGAGGAUGACGUUAUGACGGCAACGGCGCGAUUGAGCGGCAGGACGUUACGGCAGUUGGCGGCUGCGGGUGCCGCCGCCGCCAGCGGCGGCGAUUCCUUGGCGGCGACAGGAGUCGCAGCAGGGAUGGUGGCGGCGGCGGGGGCGGCGACUCGCGUUCUUGGGAAUGGUGCCUCCUCGACGCCGGCGGCGCGAGCGGCUGCGGUUGCAGCGCUGCUGCGUACUCAGUUGCCACAGCAGGCAGCUUUGGCGGAGCAUGCAGAGCCGUUGCAGUUUCCGUUGCAGAUUUCGGAUCCUGUCGUACCGUCUGUUAGCGGCGGCGGAGGCAGUGGACGAAGCAGCGGAGACGGGGAUGCCGGUGAUGGGGGCGAUAGGGGCGGCGGCGACGGAAUUGAGCGGGAGUUCGAGCACUACGAUGCGGUGACGGAGCAGGCGGAGGAGGCGGCGAGGAGGCUUGCGGAGCCUGCAACGGCUGAGGAGGCGGAAGCGCUGAGCAGCCGGCUCGGUGAAGAUGGUACCGGUAUUGGCAGUGCCCCAGCUGUUCUCCAUGCUGGCGGCAGUACCGGCACCCCUCGCAGCAACGUGGUAAAGGAGGGCUCGGUUCUGGGUACACCGGAAGUGAUGAAGCGGCGGCAGGACGUCGAGGCUGCCGACGGGGCUGCUGCAACUGGUAACGGCGGCGUGGUGGAGGUUCUCAGAUCUCCCCGCCAAAUGGAUGUGGAUUCGCUGGCUACUGCUGCCGUCGCGGCUGCUGCUGCCGUACCGCCUGUCGUACCUCCUGUUGUCGUACCGCCGAGCAACACGGACAGCAUGACUGCACCGCUGCCGCCAUCACCACUGCGCCCAGCCGACGGUGACGGCAGUACGGCACUCACCGCGCGGGCACAGCUGCAGAAGCCGCCACCGCCUCCACCACUGCCCCUCAUCUUGACACCACCUCCGGAGCUGUUCCUGGACGACGCCACCUCCGCCACAGUUGCUGACCAGGACCAUGACGUCGUACAAGAAGUCGUACGUUCGAAAGCCCGGCAAGCCUGGACCGCCCUCUCGCAGCUGGUAGCCUCCGCCUCCCCUUCCGCACCCUCUGCCUCCUCCUCCUCACCACCACCCUCCUCAGCCUCGGCCUUCACAAUCUCAGCCGCUGACGUGCUGCUAGCGCUCGAAACGCUCGAGACCUUGCUGGGUAACGCUGCCCAGCUGCCGCAGGAGGAGCGCUACCGGCGGGUGCGGCUGGGCAACGUGGCGCUUCAGCGGCGGCUGGGGCGGUUGCCG
Messenger RNA from Astrephomene gubernaculifera, 2373 nucleotides. The record is from the annotation of a GenBank genome assembly. NCBI's taxonomy places the organism in Eukaryota, Viridiplantae, Chlorophyta, Chlorophyceae, Chlamydomonadales, Astrephomenaceae.